CCGAACCGAGCGCAGGGUCGCCAACAUCACGAGGGAAUGGCAUUGGGAGCAGGACUGUCAAGACUGGUUGCAGUCGCUCCCUCUGUAAACCCGUCGGCCUCGAGGUCGAAAUAUUUUUCUCACUUCUUGAUCCCUCCAUCUGGAGCUGGACUUCUCCCCCGUCAACCAUCCGGUCGCUCUCUCUUCUUCCGGUGUCCGCUGCCUCGUUUAGCAGAUUCCACUUCCGGCUAUCGAGGGAGAGUUUCCUUGGCCGCCAUGUCGUCGUCGUCAUCUUUCUCUUCUUAUGAAGUGGAGCUUGCCGCCGCUAAGAAGGCGGCAUCUCUUGCUGCUCAUCUCUGUCAGAAAGUGCAGAAAUCAAUUUUGCAAUCAGAUGUCCAAUCCAAAGCGGAUAGAAGUCCUGUCACAGUAGCUGAUUAUGGUUCACAAGCAUUGGUCAGCCUUGUACUGAGGAUGGAGCUUCCAUCUAAGUCAUUUUCGUUGGUGGCCGAAGAGGAUUCAGGAGACCUGCGUAAAGAUGGUGCCCAGGAAACUUUGAAACGCAUUACCAAGCUUGUAAAUGAAACAAUCACAACUGAUGGUACAUAUAAUCUUUCCCUGUCUGAAGUGGAUGUGCUUGAUGCCAUUGAUAGUGGCAAAUCUGAAGGGGGUCCAUAUGGUCGGCAUUGGGUUUUAGAUCCAAUAGAUGGCACUAAAGGUUUCGUGAGAGGGGAUCAAUACGCAAUUGCACUGGCAAUGCUUGAUGAAGGAAAGGUGGUGUUGGGUGUCUUGGCAUGUCCAAAUCUUCCCCUAACUCCAAUUAGCAGCACUUAUGAACACUCUUCUAAAACUGAAUUUGGUUGCCUUUUCUCCGCUAGUAUUGGUUUUGGAACAAAAAUGGAGUCAUUGGAUGGCUCCACAACUACUAAGGUGCACAUCAGCACAGUCGAGGAACCAGCUGAUGCAUCCUUCUUUGAAUCAUUCGAAGCAGCCCACUCCAUGCAUGAUUUAUCUAGCUGCAUAGCAGAGAAACUAGGUGUUAAAGCACCACCUGUGAGAAUUGAUAGCCAGGCAAAGUAUGGUGCUCUUGCACGAGGAGAUGGCGCUAUUUAUUUGCGCUUUCCUCAUAAAGGCUAUCGUGAAAAAAUAUGGGACCAUGCUGCUGGUUUCAUUGUUGUGUCAGAAGCUGGUGGUGUAGUGACUGAUGCUUCUGGGAAUGACUUGAAUUUUUCAAAGGGAAGAUAUCUUGAUCUUGAUACUGGCAUCAUUUGCACAAACAAAAAGUUGAUGCCAUUGCUUUUGAAAGCAGUGCAAGAUUCUCUAAAAGAAAAACUCGCAUCACCAUCGACGCUGUAAAUCAUUUCUGAAUAAUGAACCAUUUCUCCCCUGGUAUUUUACAUUAUGUUAUUUCACACUUCAUAGUUUGAACAAGGCUGAUAGGCACAUGCAUUAUCCAUUAUGUGAGCAGAUAGAAACCUGAUUCUGUAAGUCGUUUGGACAUUCUCUAUUGAUGUUGAAAAUGAUAUUUAUUCUCAUUGAACCGCUACUUUUCUGAAGAAAUUGUUAAGUCAGAACUACGGCCAUUUUCUUAUACAAUA
This is a messenger RNA of Dendrobium catenatum, 1574 nucleotides long. Its product is annotated as SAL1 phosphatase. Gene Ontology annotation, molecular function: 3'(2'),5'-bisphosphate nucleotidase activity. NCBI's taxonomy places the organism in Eukaryota, Viridiplantae, Streptophyta, Magnoliopsida, Asparagales, Orchidaceae. The coding region runs from base 37 to 1332 and encodes 431 amino acids. The record is from RefSeq and is a predicted model, not a curated record. The transcript has 8 exons. Gene Ontology annotation, biological process: phosphatidylinositol phosphate biosynthetic process; sulfate assimilation.